Messenger RNA from Clonostachys solani, 1248 nucleotides. The record is from the annotation of a GenBank genome assembly. Lineage: Eukaryota; Fungi; Ascomycota; Sordariomycetes; Hypocreales; Bionectriaceae.
AUGGUCAUUCCUUGCAUCCUCUUGGUUUUCUUCCGAGCCCUCUCUGUCGCUGCCGUGGCAGCAGCGGCAGCAAUCCCAGACCAGCCGAACCUCGGCUCUGAAGGGACUUUCUCGCUGUCUGUUGCAGAGACAUCUCACCAAUCAAGAGGCUUUUUGAAGGACUGGGCAGCUGCUCGACAGAAAUGGGGCAAAGGCAUCCCGAAGGAUGUGGCUACCGCCUUUUCCCUCCUUGACAACAACGGCCGGGUAGAUGUCCAACCGCUGGGCAGCGAUGAUGUUUUCAUCGCUGAUCUUGAAAUCGGCAACCCGCCGCAAGUGGUCAAGAUUGCCCUAGACACGGGCUCCUCAGACUUGUGGCUACAAUCGAGCGAUACGACAUACUUUUACAAUCGAAAGGGUCCCUGGGCUCCCCGGUACCACCCCAACAUGUCCAGAACCUCUAACAUCCUCAAAGAUGCCCAAUGGAAUGUCAAAUACAUGGACGGCACUGCAGCCAACGGUAUAGUUUACCUUGAUACGGUUCGCCUGGGCGGCUUCGAAGUCCGCAACGCAACGAUCCAGUCCGCCCUGACGGUGGCCUCCCGCUUCGAGCGCGAGACGGGCCUCAGCGGCAUCAUGGGCCUCGCCAAGAGCCUCCCCAGCAGCAUCGCGCCCCCGUCCAAGACCUUCCUGGACCUCCUCCGCCCGCAGCUCCAGUCCCCCGUCUUCACCGCCGACCUCCGGCUCAACGCGACGGGGCGGUUCGACUUUGGGCGCGUCAACGAGAGCGCAGUCCUCGGCAACGUGACCUGGCUCGACACCAGCCGGGCCAGCGACCACUGGGACGUCGGGCUCAACCUCAUGUCGUGGGAGGGCAGCAACUGGUGGCUCCACGACUUCGCCGCCACCGUCGACACGGGCACCACGCUCACCUUCCUCCCGGACGUCCUGGCCAGGAUGUACUGGAGCGACGUCCCCGGGAUGCGCGUCGACCCGCUGCUCUCCGACGCCUUCACCUUCCCCUGCGACGGCGCCGACCGGCUGCCAGACCUCCGCUUCAAGCUGCCCGGGACCGAGCACGUCCUCAACAUCCCGGGGCCGUACCUCAACUACGGCCCCAUCGCCGGUGACGACACUUACUGCUGGGGGGGCAUGCAGAGCGCCGACGACCUCGAGUCCACCAUCAUUGGCGGCACGGUGCUCAAGGCUCUGUUCGUCGCGUUCGAUUUGGAGACGAAGAGGGUCGGGUUUGCCAACAAGCGGCUCUGA